This is a messenger RNA of Jatropha curcas, 1593 nucleotides long. RefSeq lists its product as uncharacterized. NCBI's taxonomy places the organism in Eukaryota, Viridiplantae, Streptophyta, Magnoliopsida, Malpighiales, Euphorbiaceae. The record is from RefSeq and is a predicted model, not a curated record. Gene Ontology annotation, cellular component: precatalytic spliceosome; nucleolus. Gene Ontology annotation, molecular function: RNA binding. Gene Ontology annotation, biological process: positive regulation of mRNA splicing, via spliceosome.
ACGCACCUCGUGACAACGCGCCUCGAAAACCACCGCGGCACCUACUCUCAUCGUCGGCAAGACGCCAACCACUCACGGACACUACCAGCCUUUCUUCCAUUUCUGAAAAAAAUAAUGACAACCCGAAUCGCUCCUGGAGUUGGAGCGAAUUUACUUGGCCAACACUCGGCGGAGAGGAACCAAGACGCCACCGCAUACGUCGGCAAUCUUGAUCCUCAGGUGGCUGAGGAAUUGCUUUGGGAGUUAUUUGUUCAAGCAGGUCCCGUUGUUAAUGUAUAUGUUCCAAAGGAUAGAGUAACAAAUCUCCACCAAGGAUAUGGAUUUGUAGAAUUCAGGAGUGAAGAAGAUGCUGACUAUGCAAUUAAGGUUUUGAAUAUGAUUAAGCUUUAUGGGAAGCCAAUUCGUGUAAAUAAGGCAUCGCAAGAUAAAAAGAGUUUGGAUGUAGGAGCAAAUCUAUUCAUUGGAAACUUGGACCCUGAUGUCGAUGAGAAACUUCUGCAUGAUACUUUUAGUGCCUUUGGAGUUAUAGUUACCAAUCCCAAGAUAAUGAGAGAUCCUGAGACUGGAAAUUCCCGUGGUUUUGGCUUCAUUAGCUAUGAUUCUUUUGAGGCAUCUGAUGCGGCAAUUGAGGCAAUGAAUGGUCAAUAUCUUUGCAACCGUCAGAUUACUGUAUCGUAUGCAUAUAAGAAAGACACGAAAGGGGAGCGUCAUGGUACCCCAGCAGAGAGAGUUUUGGCUGCAAGCAAUCCUAGUGCCCAAAAGAGCAGGCCUCACACUCUGUUUGCUAGUGGGCCUCCAAAGCUGCCAACCGUUGCUCAGGCCAAUGGAGCAGUCGGUGCACCAGUGCCUCCACGCCCAUUUGCAAAUGGUGGUGUUCCUCCAGCCCCAAUUCCAGCACUCCGCCCACCACCCCCACCAAAUGCAGCUUUCCCACCAAUGCAGGUAGCAGGACAACCUGCUUGGCAGGGUCAAGUUCAACCACCACAGCCAGGUCAAGCCAUGCCACCCCCAGUUAUGCCUCCACCUCAAAUGCAGUUCAGGCCCCCGCCACCAAACAUGCCACCGCCCCCUUCCCAGGUAGCUCAAGCCCCUCUCCCAAGGCCUCCGCCACUGGCUAUGGGAAUGGGAGUCCCACAAGUAUGGCGGCAGCCACCACCUCCACAGCAGUUGCCUGGAGGACCCUUUAUGCAACAAAUGUUGAUGCAGCCACCUCCCCCACCACCACCACUAAGUUGAAGAUUGGAGUGACUAUUCUCAAUGCUGUCUGACACCAGCUGUUUUCUCGGAUGGUUCUUGUAUUAUCAUCUACAAGCGUCCAUAAAUUAACUGAGAUGAAAGAGGUGUUUCGGUUUUGCAAAAUAAACUUGACAACGUGCGAAAUGGGCGGGUAGUCUAAUAGAAGUUGCAGAGGAUAGAAUUAAUCUCUCCUUGCUUUCCUGUAUUUCUCAAAUACUAAAUGUUUAGCAAAUGUCUUUAACUAAAUGUUUUUAGAAAGUAGUCUAAUGAUUAGGCAAUACUCUUAAUCCAGGUUUUUUUUGUCUUGAAGGGAAAAGCACAUUAAUCAAAAAUUAUAAUGACCCCAAUUAAUUAGAA